AUGUCUCUCCCCGAGAACACAACCGUGCUUAUUGUGGGUGCAGGCCCCGCAGGUCUCAUAGCUGCUCUUGCUCUCGUUCACAACAGGUGCUAUGACAUCGUUAUCGUGGAUGCCGUAGGCGAAGGAUCCAAUUCAUCGAGGUCCAUUGCCAUACACUAUGCAAUCAUCGAGGCUUUAGCAAGAAUCGAUGUCGCAGAUGGGUUACUGUCUCGAGCCAUCAAGGGAAACGCGCUUUUCAUCCCUGUGACCGAGCUUGUACUUAUGCAGAAGUUGCAGAGCCUUGGUGUGCAGGUGCAGCGUCCACACAAGGUAGUAGGAAUGAAACUGAAUAAAAAGGACUCUCGUAUCACUGAUCUUAGUGGAAUGUCUGACGACCAUUUCCAGAUCCGUACCAUCGCCGGUAUAGGGUUCUCUGAUCCAGAAGGCCCACACAUAAUCAAUGAAGAGUUGGCUCAAAUGGUCUCUGCAGAUGUCACAUUCGAGCCCGAACUUGUCGGUCCACUCACCCUCGAGGGCCACCUUAACGGUGCAGUCUUUUCGGGCAAUUUAUUGAUUUACCAUUUGGCAACCACCUCAAUGUUGCCGUAG
This is a messenger RNA of Suillus plorans, 588 nucleotides long. RefSeq lists its product as uncharacterized. Gene Ontology annotation, molecular function: FAD binding. The transcript is spliced from 3 exons. Lineage: Eukaryota; Fungi; Basidiomycota; Agaricomycetes; Boletales; Suillaceae. Bases 1 to 588 code for a protein of 195 amino acids. The record is from RefSeq and is a predicted model, not a curated record.